UCCUUCUGCUUCAGAGUGGCAGAGCGUUCUGACAGGGACGUACCACUCUCCAACCGCAGGGGAACUCGCUCGACUGACUGAAGAGAAGCUGUGUUCGAGCGCACAGCUCUGAGCUUCCUGCCUCCCCCUGCUGCAGCCUCCACCGGUGAACCGGCCCGAGGAGGAGAGGAGAGAGAGGGUGGAGGGGGUUCAGAGGAGGAGAGAGUGAGCACAGCAUUUGAGAAACCAGCUGAUCAGAGCUGAGGUAUUCUGCCACUGAGGCAGAGGCAAAGGGAGCGUGCCUGGAAAAAAGAAUUGGACUCAACUUGUUGUGAUUUUGAUGGAGUGAGAGGAAAAGAAAUGCCUCCUUUUCCUGGGAAGCUGGGAACUCGCGUGAAGGAAGAAGCUCUGUGGAGAGAUGUGAGAGCUGUUGACAGGGUGGAAAUCUGAGGAGCUCACACAGAAAAGGAUCAAGAAAACCAACCAAGCUCACAGACGGUUAGAAGGGAACCCGAGGAAGAAGAAGGGAUGUCUUGGCUUUCACCUGUGUCAUGGGCCAAAUGGACAUGGACGGCGGUGCGAGGGGGGGAGGGAGAGGAGGAUGAAGAGGGCCAGGAGGCCGGCGAGGAAACACAGUUAUAUGGAAGGAGAGAAGAAGAAGAAGAGGAGGAGGAGGAGAGAUCUCAAGGCUGCAGCUCUGACUCAGACGGUAAUUUUGGCACUCCCGAAGCAGCUACUCCUGUCCGCGCCCCUCCAACCAUCCCGGGAGAGCUGGAGAACAACGGCAUCGAUGCAGACAAAGCAGAUUUGGAGCAGGAGGAGAACCUGAGAGUGACAGCUCCUGUCGGGGAUCAGGAUAUUCUACUCAGGUGCACCAUGGGUCAGGAUGAGCCUGCAGUCCCCACAGAUGGCCCACUUGAAAUAAAUGUCCAGGUGGUUGAAGAAGAACAAACGGAGCACCUUCAAGAUAAUGCGAGCUUGGCGACUGCUCCAGAUUUGUCUUCACUAAUGCAAGAGGCCAAAGCAGCUCCUCCUUCUGACUCACCUGAAGAACCAACCCCACCGGUGGUUGAGCAUGUCCCAGAGGUGGCUCCUGUUCCUGACCCUGUUCCUACACCAGAACCAGUCUCAGUCCAGAAGAAUGAACCCAUUGCAUUCUCAGAUUUAGAACCUCAGGAGAAGGAAACCAUUGAUGAACCAGAAAAACACUGCAGCGGCUCCCCCAAACAGGCAGAGCCAAGUCAAAACACGAAGAAGAGCAAAUCCUCCCCUCCACCUGAGAAAAUGACAGACUCGUUGAGUGAGCCCUCUCAAACAAAUGAGGAAGAAGAUCUUCCUCUUCCCAAAGGUGCAUACAAAUUUGACUUUGACCAGCUGGAUGACAGCUUUGAUCCGUUCACCAGCGGCGGAUCCAAAAUCCAGAACUCUCCCCCACCCUUCGUCUCAAGCUCUCUGCCCAGACCAGAGCCACUCGGGAGCUCAUUGCCGAAUUGUGAGACCAGCUCAGCGGCACAAGCAGACUCUGGAGUGACAGAGUCUUCAUCAGAGGUGAAACCUGUGAAGCUGGAGUUUGGUCUGGAAUCUGAGGGAACGAUUAGCAAGCCUCCCCCAAGGAAGUUAGGAGGCAAAAAGACAAUCGGCAAACUCGCUGCACGGAAACAGAAGCCCAAAGGAUCCGAAGCGUCCUGUAAACCUGCACCAGAACCCGUCUCAGCACCGGAAACAGAUCCUCAACAAGAACCAGCUCCUCAGUCUACAUCGGAACCAGUCCAAGAACCUGCUGCAGAAUCUGAAACCACAGUGCCAGUUUCAGACUCAUCUGCACCUCUGAACCUGGACGAUGUUCCAAUUCCUAAGAGAGGAACGUAUAACUUUGAUCCCAGUCAGUGGGAUGACCCAAAUUUUAAUCCAUUUGGUAGCAAUGAUAAGAUGAGCAGCUCCCCGAAGCUUCCUAAGAGCUCGUACAACUUUGACCCAGACAAUUUUGAUGAUUCCGUGGACCCUUUCAAACCUUCAAAAUCCCUGAGCACAGAAGAUUCAUCCAGCAGCAGCCCUCAGCCAGAGAAACCCCUGAAAGAAGAAGGCAAACCAAAAGCGAAGCAGCCUGCUGUGGAGAAGAAAGUGCGGCAGAUUCCCAAGAAAAGCAAAGAGAAAACGACCACGAACUCUUGCAAACUCCAGAAAUAUGAUGAGAGCCAGUCCUUGGUUCUGGACGUGUGUAAUCAGGCCGAGGACGAGGAGGCAGUCCAGACCCCAGAUAUCACUCAGCGAGUUAAUCACGCCACUGAUGAGGAGAAGCUGGCCUCCACGUGCCUGAUGGGCCAGGCACCAGACAGCCAGGAGGAAAAAGAAGAACCAGAAUAUGAUAAAGCACCAGCGAAACAACAGACAAUCAGUGAUAUUCCUGCUGUCGAUGAUCCAGUGAUCAAGACUGCAGAUCCUCUGGAGGAGAAGGACAUCUUCCCUCGGAAAGAUGAUAUUAGUGAGAUAUCGACGAUCCAAACAACAAAAAUGAGCAGCAGUGAGGUCCUCGACACGGCUGUCCUGACACAGGACGGCGUCCCACUGACUGAGAUGGACAAGGCUGCAAUGCUGACCCUGAUCAGAGAAGAGAUAAUCACAAAGGAGAUUGAGGUCAAUGAAUGGAAGAGAAAAUUUGAGGAGAGCAGAGCAGAAGUCAUGGAAAUGAGGAAAAUUGUUGCUGAGUAUGAGAAAACAGUUGCACAGAUGAUUGAGGACGAGCAGCAGCAGAAGACACUGUCCUGCAGUAAGUCAGUCAGACAGCUGACCAUGGAGAGGGAUCAGGCCAUCGCUGACCUCAGCUCAGUGGAGCGCUCCUUCGCUGAUCUCUUCAGGAGGUAUGAGAACAUGAAGGGGGUCUUGGAAGGCUUUAAGAAGAAUGAAGAAGUCUUAAAGAAGUGUGCACAAGACUACCUGAUGCGGAUCAAGCAAGAGGAGCAGCGAUAUCAAACCCUAAAAGUCCAUGCUGAGGAGAAGCUAGACAAGGCUAAUGAAGAGAUUGCCCAGGUGCGUGCCAAGGCAAAUGGAGAAAGUGUCGCACUGAACGCAAGUCUGAGAAAGGAACAGAUGAAGGUGGAGUCACUUGAAAGAGCUGUCCUUCAGAAGAAUCAGGAGAUUGAAGAGCUCACAAAGAUCUGUGAUGAGCUGAUUGCCAAACUAGGAACAGAAUGAGAAGCACAUAAUGAGAUCCCCGGCCCUUAAUGACACUCAUAUCUUGUGUUUUCCCUGCAGAUUGAGACUUUUCUCUCAGAAACAUGUGAUGUGAAUCAUUUGCCUCAUCAGAGUUCGCCACAUUUCAGCUUCCUCAGCACAAAGCACAGUUUUUAAAAGGAAUAUAUUUAUAGGUGUGGGACAUUAAUAUCAAAAACUGAAUGAUUGCACUUGCUCUUUUGCUUCUCCUAGAGUGAAGAUUUAAAUGACGGCAGAAAUUAUUUAUCAUUUUAAUCAGGUCAUCAAUAAGUGAAAUAGAAGCACAGUGGCUUACUGAUAUUUUUAAAAUUUACAGUAGAUUAUCUUAUUACUUUAGGAUUCAACCAUUUUUACAUCAAUCCACAUUUGAUGUGCAUUUAAAUAAUGAUGUUAAUUUCAAAAUAUCCGUGGCAGAGUAAUGCAUGUGCAGAAACUAAAAAGGAUAUGAUGUGGACGGAUGAUAGAUUAUUUUUACAGCUGUUAAUUUAAGAUGUAUUAUCAAAGAUACAGAUUGCAGAUUUCAUUUGUAUUCAUUGCGUGCAUAAAUUGAGCCUCUUGUUUUCCAUUUUAUUUGAAUUACCAUAAUUUUCAAGAAUUUGUGCUCACGUUUAAGGCCAGGUUUGAUUUUAGAGUUUUUCAGCCAUGUUGAUUUUCAGUCUGCUCCACAUUAAUCUUAAAGAACUCUUAAGCUAAUUAUUCAAAAUGCAGUCAUAUGACGGUUUUUGUGUGACUUCAACAGGAAUGAAAGAUGACGCAAAUAUGCAGAACUACAAACACAGCUCCUAAUACUGUAAACCAUGUGCCAUCCAUCAUUUUUGAAAGAGUGUGGAAAAGUCACCAGUUGCCAUGUAAAUAUUUUUGAAUGAACUAUCUGUAAGCCUAAAUGUUGCUUGUGCCUUCAUUUUGUCUGUUUUGUAACAAAAAAAAAACCCCUAAAAAGUUUACUUCUAUUUGUUAUGCAGUCUUUUUCCAAU
Salarias fasciatus (jewelled blenny) is the source of this 4163-nucleotide messenger RNA. It is a transcript of the gene tacc1, whose product is annotated as transforming, acidic coiled-coil containing protein 1. The transcript is spliced from 13 exons. Gene Ontology annotation, cellular component: cytoplasm. Gene Ontology annotation, biological process: nuclear migration; mitotic spindle organization; cerebral cortex development. NCBI's taxonomy places the organism in Eukaryota, Metazoa, Chordata, Actinopteri, Blenniiformes, Blenniidae. The record is from RefSeq and is a predicted model, not a curated record. Bases 508 to 3171 code for a protein of 887 amino acids.